UAUUAUUUUACGGCAUGUCUUAAUGGACAUUUACAAAGUCCCGACACAUGAUAUACUUCAAAUCGAUUUGAUAUCGUUCAAUGAAAAAAAGUCUAAAUCGUGGCUGUGAUAGUAAAGUCUUUUUUAAACCACUUCUUGUGCAAAGUUCAUAUGAAACACACACAUUUUAAUCAUCAAAACUGUGAAAAUGUCAAAAGUGUUGCAAAAACAAGUUUCCUUCAUUUGAACAAGCAACAAAACUGGAGCUCUGUAACAAAAAAAUUGCGAUAAAUUGGCCAUAAAUAGCCCAUGAUAUUGACAGUGGUGGAGUUAGCAAUUCGGGGGCUCUUGGCGAACUCGAGUUUGGGGCCCUCACUAUAAUGCACCAUUUUUUGUUUUGUUUUGUUUUUAUUUUUUUGUUUUUGUAAUAUAUUAAUUUUCCAUUUCCCCCCAUUGCUCUUGAGACAUGCACAUCCCUAUUUAUUUGAAUUUUAUGAUGGACUGGAAACUUGUUAGUUAGGUCGCCUACUAGAAAACCAGAACUGAAUUAUAAUUACAUUUUUGUUUACUUCCAUUACAUAUGAUGAUUAUUAUUUUUCUUCUGAAUAUUGUUUAAAAGUAUUGAGAGAAAAUCAAAUUACUCUCAUUAGUGACACUGUGUUUGGGGGCUCCUCCAGCUUUGGGGGCCCUAGGCAGCUGCUUGCUUUUGCCUAAUGAUAGCGCCACCUCUGGAUAUCGAUACUGUUUCAUCACAUUAAACAAUACGAUAUGUGGAUAUUUCAACAUUUUUGCACACCCUUACCCGUGACCCGGUCUGGUUCGGUCUCCACGACGAUAGAAACGCUCAACACCGCGCCGUGAAACGCUCCAGACAAAGCAGCAACAACAACAUCUCCAUCUUCAGAAAGACACUCCACCAGAAAAGUUACACAAUGCGCCUUUAAAGACCACACAGAGUAACAUCCUCGCGGUCAUUCAACUCAUUUUACUCCUGCUAAUGCAAAGGCCCUGUUAUCAAUAGCCUUUAUCAUCAAUAGUACUGAUCCACCCCUAGUUAAGGUCAAAUAGCUGGCACAUUUCUUAUCAGCCUAAUGCAGGGUUAGAUAAUAUAAAGGCAGAGGUUACCUGAAGACGAGAUAGAGCAUUCCCUUUUCCUUGAACUGGACUUGAAAAACACGGGAAAGACCGCGAGCAGAAGAGGUCACGAAAGAGGAGAAACUGGAAGGAUGAAGAAAGGAUUUAAUCUGAGCAGCCAAGAUGACGACGAGAAAGGGGGCAAUAAAAAUGGAAAGGAAGACAAAAAUGGGAAUCUCAGCAUUGGAUUUUUUCAGCUAUUCCGCUUUGCCACCGGGAAAGACGUCGCCAUGAUGGUAGUUGGCGCUGUGUGUGCCCUGCUGCACGGAGCGGCGGCCCCUCUCAUGCUGCUGCUGUACGGGAGGAUGACCAAUACUUUUGUGGCCUACGAAAUGGAGUUACAAGAACUGAAAGACCCAAACAAAACGUGCAUAAACGACACUAUACACUGGACAGAUGGGACAAUAUACCUCAAUGUAGAGAACAGUACUAUAGCUUGUGGAGUGGACAUUGAAGCUCAGUUGAGGGUCUUUGCAUAUUACUACGUGGGAAUUGGAGCCGCAGUUUUGGUUCUCAGUUAUAUUCAAAUUCUCUUCUGGGUGUCAGCAGCUGCCAGGCAAAUUCAGAAAAUCCGUAAAACGUAUUUCCGCAAAGUGAUGAGAAUGGAGAUCGGCUGGUUUGACUGUAACUCGGUCGGGGAACUCAACACGAGAAUAUCAGAUGAUAUCAACAAGAUCAACAAUGCCAUCGCAGACCAGGUUUCUAUCUUUAUUGAGAGGAUUUCUACGUUUAUCUUUGGGUUCAUGGUGGGCUUUAUCGGAGGGUGGAAGCUGACCCUGGUGGUGAUCGCGGUCAGCCCUCUCAUUGGUCUAGGAGCUGCUCUAAUGGCCAUGGCCAUAUCGAGGUUAACCGGGUGGGAGCUGUUGGCGUACGCUAAAGCAGGAGCUGUGGCUGAUGAAGUUCUGUCUGCGAUCAGGACUGUGGCAGCGUUUGGUGGAGAACAGAAAGAAACAGACAGAUAUGAUCGUAACCUGGAGGAGGCCCAGACUUGGGGAGUGAAAAAGGGAACGAUCAUUGGAAUCUUUCAGGGAUAUCUGUGGUUCAUCAUUUUCAUGUGUUACGCUCUGGCCUUUUGGUACGGCUCCAAACUCGUCCUAGACACUAAGGAGAUGUCCCCUGGUACUCUCAUUCAGGUUUUCUUUGGUGUCCUGUCGGGAGCCAUAAGUCUGGGACAGGCCUCUCCGUGUCUCGAGGCAUUUGCUUCUGGUCGAGCAGCUGCCAAGAUCAUCUUUGACACAAUAGACAGGGAACCACUUAUUGACUGUUUAUCUGAAGAGGGCCACAAACUCGACAGGGUUAAAGGAGAUAUUGAGUUCCAGGACAUUACAUUCUACUACCCAUCUCGUCCAGAUGUGAAGAUUUUGAAUAAACUGAACAUGGAAGUCAAGGCUGGAGAGACCACAGCUUUUGUCGGACCCAGUGGAAUGGGGAAGAGCACGACGAUCCAGUUAAUCCAGAGAUUUUAUGAUCCACAUGAAGGAAAGGUCACUCUUGACGGACACGACAUCCGCGGUCUGAACAUCCAGUGGCUGCGCUCGCUCAUCGGGGUCGUGGAGCAGGAGCCUGUUCUGUUUGGCACCACCAUCGCCGAAAACAUCCGCUACGGUCGUCAAGACGUUUCUAUGGACGACAUCAUUCACGCCGCAAAAGAAGCCAACGCCUACAACUUUAUCAUGGGCCUGCCACAGAAAUUUGAGACUUUAGUUGGAGAAGGAGGAGGACAGAUGAGUGGAGGGCAGAAACAGAGAAUCGCCAUUGCUCGAGCUCUGAUCAGAAAUCCUAAAAUCCUUCUGCUGGACAUGGCCACGUCUGCUCUGGACAACGAGAGUGAGGCUGUGGUACAAGAAGCACUGGAUAAAGUUCGACAGGGCAGAACGACCAUCUCCAUCGCUCACAGACUGUCCACUAUUCGAAACGCAGACGUGAUCAUCGGGUUUGACCACGGGCAGGCGGUGGAGAGGGGCACUCACUCUGAACUGAUCGAGAAGAAGGGAGUUUACUUCACACUGGUGACGCUACAGAACCAAAGUACAACCAGCAAAAGUAACGAUGGACUCACAGAAUCUCCUGAAGAGGGCUCUGAUCAAAGGGGGCGAUCUCUGAGCCAACUUAGCCACAAGUCCAGCCUGAGGGGUUCCAUCCGACUUCUUCGAUCUCAGAGUCACAGGUCACGUGAUUAUGUGCCAGACGCAGUAGCGGGAAGCCUUCAAAUCGGUUCCAGCAAAGAGAUGGAAGAUAUAGAGGAGGAGCAGCCAGAGGAGUCGGCCCCUGUGACCCGUAUACUGAAGUACAACCAGCCCGAGUGGCCCUACAUGGUGCUGGGUUCAGUGGGAGCAGCUGUCAACGGAUCCAUCAACCCCAUCUACGCAGUCCUCUUCAGCCAGAUCCUGGGGACCUUCGCCAUCCCAGACCCGGUGGAGCAGACGAGACAGAUCAAUGGAGUGUGUGUGCUGUUCUGCAUUGUGGCCGUCGUCAGCGUCUUCUCUAAUUUUCUACAGGGUUAUGCGUUCGCCAAGUCUGGAGAGCUGCUGACCCGUCGGUUGAGGAGACUGGGCUUCCAGGCGAUGCUGAGGCAGGACGUGGGCUGGUUCGAUGACCCAAUGAACAGCCCUGGAGCUCUGACCACCAGACUGGCCACAGACGCCUCCAUGGUGCAAGGGGCCACAGGUUCACAGAUCGGGAUGAUCGUGAACUCCCUCACCAGUAUCUGCGUCUCCUUCAUCAUCGCCUUCUACUUCAGCUGGAAACUCACUCUGGUCAUCAUGUGCUUCCUCCCCCUCCUGGGGCUGUCUGGACUCUUUCAGUCGAAAAUGUUGACUGGCUUUGCAAAUGAAGACAAAAAGGCCCUGGAGGCAGCCGGUCAAGUGUCCAGUGAAGCUCUGUCCAACAUCAGGACCAUCGCGGGUUUGGCCAAGGAGAACAAGUUUGUGGAGGCCUACGAACAUCUGCUGGAGGCUCCGUUUAAAGCCGCCAUAAAGAAAGCCCACGUGUACGGCAUCUGCUUCGGUUUCGCCCAGUGUGUCAUCUUCAUGGCCUACGCUGCCUCCUACUGGUUUGGAGGAUACCUGGUCAGCACAGAGGGACUGUCGUACACUUAUGUUUUCCGGGUCAUUGCUACAGUUGUAGUCAGUGGCACAGCGCUGGGCAGAGCCUCGUCCUUCACUCCAGAUUACGCCAAAGCCAAAAUCGCCGCCGCUCAGCUUUUCAAACUCCUCGACCGAGUGCCCAAGAUCAGCAACAGCCCCACAGAUGGACAGAAAUGGGAUGAUUUCAGGGGUCAGAUCGAGUUCCAGGGCUGUAAGUUCACAUACCCGACGCGGCCGGACACGCAGGUUCUGAAUGGGCUGAGUGUGUCGGUGAGGCCGGGGCAGACUCUGGCGUUUGUGGGGAGCAGCGGCUGUGGGAAGAGCACCAGUGUUCAGCUGCUAGAACGUUUCUACGACCCCGACCAAGGCCAAGUGUUGGUUGAUGGUCGGCCCUCGCAGAGCAUCAACGUGCCUUUCCUUCGCUCUCAGAUGGGGAUCGUGUCUCAGGAGCCGGUGCUGUUCGACUGCAGCAUCUUAGAGAACAUCCAGUACGGAGACAACAGCCGCACCAUCAGCCUGGAGCAGGUCAUCGAGGCCUCCAAGAAAGCUUUUCUCCACGACUUUGUCAUGGCUCUACCCCAGAAAUACGACACUCAGGUUGGUGCUCAGGGCUCUCAGCUCUCCAGAGGACAGAAGCAGAGGAUCGCCAUCGCCCGCGCCAUCGUCAGAAACCCCAAGAUCCUCCUGCUGGACGAGGCCACCUCAGCGCUGGACACUGAGAGUGAACAGACCGUGCAGAAGGCUCUAGACGAGGCGAGGAAAGGCCGGACCUGUAUCGUAAUCGCCCACAGACUGUCCACCAUCCAGAACGCAGACAUCAUCGCCGUCAUGUCCCAGGGAGCCAUCAUAGAGCAGGGAACACACAACGGACUGAUGGCAAAGAGGGGGGCCUACUACAAACUCGUCACGACUGGGGCCCCUGUCAGCUAGCCCAUAUGUAGGGAACAGUAUGGGACUGUGUUAUUUAUGUUUGCUGCUUUUCUAUUUAAAAAUGAUUGUGUUUUUUAUUAAAAAGUAACGUUCUAGUGAAAUGUAUUGUGGAGAAUAUACUUGACUGAAGAGUAAAUGAACAAUGAAUCAGUUUUUUGUAUGUAUGUAAAGA
Boleophthalmus pectinirostris (great blue-spotted mudskipper) is the source of this 5301-nucleotide messenger RNA. RefSeq names its product ATP-binding cassette, sub-family B (MDR/TAP), member 11a (gene abcb11a). Gene Ontology annotation, molecular function: ATP binding; ATP hydrolysis activity; ABC-type transporter activity. The transcript has 28 exons. The record is from RefSeq and is a predicted model, not a curated record. The coding region runs from base 1206 to 5129 and encodes 1307 amino acids. Gene Ontology annotation, cellular component: membrane. Lineage: Eukaryota; Metazoa; Chordata; Actinopteri; Gobiiformes; Gobiidae. Gene Ontology annotation, biological process: transmembrane transport.